UGCUGAAGGGCUGAAGCCCGGCGGCUGCGGCAGGCACUACAGAUUAACCAUUUCUUGAUGCUGCGAUGCCCCUUGGAAACUUCUGAGCAGCAGGAAGCACCCUGAGCGUCAUUCGGCAGCUCAGGGCCCAGGAGCGCUCUCCAAACGCUGUUUUUAACGCCAGACAAGGGGUCUGACCUCCAUCCCACCCUCACCCUGCCAGAUACCCGAGGCGACUCCAAUCCCAUCCGGGCUGCGGGACCCGCGGAGGCGGUGCCGGUGCCUGCCGGGCACUCCUCCCUUCCCCCCCCUCUCCCCGGUUCUAGGGGCGGCUCCGUCCCUCCCCGCAGCGCCUCUGCGCGGCAGCGGGGCCCGGCGGGGCGAGGGUGCGCGGAGCCCGCAGGAGCAGCAGCAGGAGCAGGAACGGGAGGUGGCGGCAGGGGGGCUGCGAUGCUGCCGGCUGAGCAACCCCCCCGGAGCCGCCCCCGGGCGAGGGUAGCCCUGGUUCCUUGAGAUCUCACCAGAUAUUGCCUGCUUGUGGUAAACCAUGGCAGCUGAUGAUAAGGUUGCCAUCCUCACUGACGAUGAAGAAGAACAGAAGAGGAAGUAUGUGCUUGCUGAUCCUUUCAAUGGCAUCUCCAAGGAUCAAGAGUUGCCACCCCAGAAUGAAUCCCCUUCAACAGAGACCACCACAGUCCCAGAGGAAGAGCUGGACUGGUUGGAGAAGCACUGCGUCAAAAUAAACAACGACCUUCUCAUCUCAAAGGUCUUUUAUUUUUUCUUCUAUUCUGCAUAUGGCUCUCUCUACCCCUUGCUGCCUGUGUAUUACAAGCAGCUGGGUAUGACCCCCAGUCAGAGUGGACUUCUGGUGGGCAUCAGGUACUUUAUUGAGUUUUGCAGUGCUCCCUUCUGGGGAGUGGUGGCCGAUCGCUUCAAGAAAGGGAAGAUCGUCCUCCUCUUCUCUCUUUUAUGCUGGGUUUUAUUUAACCUGGGGAUUGGGUUUAUUAGACCAGCCACCUUAAGAUGUGUACCAAAGGGCCCUCCCCCAGCACAUCCCACCAAUGCAAGCAGCCUUUUAACAACAGUUUUGCAAAACUCCUCCACAUCUCUUCCUCUGACCACGGCGAGCGCUGCGCCCCCGAAAGUUCGCGGGAAGAGAGAUCUGCUGCCAUCCAGUCCAGUCCCUUUGGAAGCAACAGGGACAGCUAAUCCUGAAACAGCAUUCCUGUUACCUACACAGAGCAGCCUUGUGGAGUUUGUCUUGGAAAACAGCACCCAUUUGAUUUUGAAGAACACCACCCCUAGCCCAGCCUCAGCAGGGAACGUGACACCAAGUACCACUCCAGCUGCCGUCACCACGAAGCCAAUGCCUUCUGACCAAGCUGUCCUGGUUUAUGAUCAAGAAGAGGUAGAAGCCAUCUUUCUACUCAUUCUGCUGGUAGUCAUAAUAGGAGAAUUUUUCAGUGCUUCCUCUGUUACUAUUGUGGACACAGUGACACUGCAGUACCUUGGCAAGCAUAGGGACCGGUAUGGAUUGCAGCGGAUGUGGGGGUCUCUGGGCUGGGGGCUGGCCAUGCUCUCUGUGGGGAUUGGCAUUGACUAUACCCAUACAGAAGUUGGUGUUGAAGGUCAAGGAUGUAAAGCUCCUGAGUACAAGAACUACAGGAUAGUUUUCAUCGUUUUUGGUGUCCUGAUGACAAUGGCAUUAAUCGUGGCCACGCAGUUUCGGUUCCAUUACGCGCACUUCAAGCAAGAUGAAAACAAGAGAAAAGAGGCUGAAAUCUCACAGGUGGACAGAGGGGCCUCCAGUGAAUCCUCUGAUAACACUCCUACCAGCAUGAGCCAGUCACAGUCCUUCAGUUUUUGGGACCUAAUAAAACUGCUGUGUAGCAUCCAGUAUGGCUCAGUGCUCUUCGUGGCUUGGUUCAUGGGGUUUGGGUAUGGCUUUGUGUUCACCUUUCUCUACUGGCACUUGGAAGACCUGAAUGGCACCACCACUCUCUUUGGAGUUUGUUCUGUGCUCAGUCACGUGUCUGAGCUGACUGCCUAUUUCUUCAGCCACAAAUUGAUUGAACUGGUUGGUCAUAUCAGAGUGCUUUAUAUUGGUCUUGCCUGUAAUACAGCUCGAUAUAUUUACAUCUCUUAUCUGGAAAAUGCCUGGACUGUUCUUCCCAUGGAGGUACUGCAAGGUGUCACACAUGCAGCUAUAUGGGCAGCUUGCAUUUCGUACCUCAGCGCUGCGGUGCCGCCGGAGCUGAGGACGUCAGCCCAGGGAAUCCUCCAAGGUCUCCACUUGGGUCUGGGCAGAGGAUGUGGAGCUAUGGUUGGAGGGGUUUUGGUCAAUUACUUUGGUCCUGCUGCCACAUUCAGAGGAAUAGGGAUGGCUUGUUUAGUGAUCCUCCUUCUGUUUGCACUCAUCCAGUGGCUGUUGGUUCCUGAUGAAGAAGAAGAGAAGACGAUGCUGGCAGAAAGGAUCCCAGUGCCUUCCAGUCCUGUUCCCAUAGCAACCAUUGACCUUGUGCAGCAGCAAUCAGAGGAUGUCAUGCCUCGGACUGAGCCCAGGCUCCCUCUGAAGAAAACUAAACACCAAGAAGAGCAAGAGGAUGUCAACAAGCCUGCCUGGGGCAUCAGCUCUUCUCCUUGGGUCACCUUAGCAUAUGCUGUCUACCAGAUAAAAGAGAUGGUUAAACUAUCCAAAACCCAUCCAAUUCCUGAGAAUCAGCCUUUGCAGAAAACCAGUGAGAACUGCAGUGCUUCAUCAGCCAGCUCAGCAAGUCCUCCCCAAAAUCUGACAGACUGUGGGCAGCCCAGGAGUUGUUCAGCACCACCACCUCCAGCAACACCAGAUUCCCAAGUAGACGGCGAGCGCGUUGUGUCGGAUCACGAUGCUCAGCCUGCUGCAGCCAGGCCCUGAGAUGCCUUCAUCUUAACAAAUCCAGUGCAUGGAAUUCUGCUUCUCACCUGGGAAAUGCUGGAGUAGGAGCUCAAAAGUAGGACUUUCUUCAUCCUAAUGAUCAUAAUGCGAUGCAGUGCAAGCUUUUAACUAUAUAAAGAAUAUUCGUAUGACUUCGCGGAACAGCAUGAGCAGGGAAGCCAAAAGUCUGGAAUUCUUGAAGAAAAUUAUGAGGCCGGAUCUAAGGGUAGGAGAAGUUCUUGGCUGCUCUGCUAAAGCUGAGUCAAGUGCUAUGAGAUUUCUUUGCAAUCUGUAGGAGAAGGGAGUUUGCUCUUCACUUGUUGAGGCACAGAGCGUCUGACUCAAUAGGGGAAUUUUCUGCUUUGAGUUUGUUCCUUAGGCAAAAGGAAAAGACUUUUUAGGAGAAAAGCUGAGUUUCCCUGCAUAGUCUAUUAGAAAAUACCAGAUCCAGUAAAUAUAGGAACAGCAUGAAACUGUCUCUGUAAAGAUUUCUCAGAAACAGAUUCACUUUAGCAAGCCUACCUUCAUGUUAUGACGAUGGAUUAAGUAAAGUACAUAUUCAAAGAAUAUGUUUUUGAAGCUAAUGUUAUCUUGUUUGAGAUAAAGGUUUAGUUCUGAACAGAAAAGGUUUUGAGCUGGUGUUUUAGUCAAACAAAACAAAACAAGAGCUGGAGGAAGGCUUCUGAAGAAGUUAACCUCUGUGCUUGCAGCCCUUCAUUUGGGCGCAGGUUGUGUGCGUUUGGGUAAUUUUAGGUUUGAUGCUGUAUUGAGACAAGUGUCUGAUCAAGAUUGCACAACCUGAGAGUGAUCAGGAGUUUUCAGUGGACACACUGUCUUUUUGGGUUUUUAUUUCCUCAUCUAUACAAUGGUUUAUUUAAUGCAGUGUAGUUAAUGUAGUUAUUUAUUGAGAAAACGGUAAGCUUUAAGUGCCUAGGGAAGGUGGGGGGAUAGGGAAGAAUCACAGAAAAUCUUUAAGGAUUAGGAUUCUAGGGGCAAAGCUGCUGAUGCAGAAAUCAAGAAGAGUGAGAGAUUCUCAGGAGGAAGCUGUAUUUAAAUUGCAGGAUGCUUAGGAAAUGGCUUUGCCCAUUGUGCAGACACUGGAGGAUUUGGUGUUCGUUUUGUUACGCUUCCCAGUAUCGGCUGCAGCCAACUCGCCUGCUGGUGCUGCUGCUGGAGGGAUAUCCUCGGGCUCCAGGAGGAGCCUGGGGGGUUCAGGCAGGAGAGUGUUUUGGCCCAUUUGCUCCUGUUAACAGCUUGUUCCUGGGAGACUGACUGCUCAGCUCCUACAGGGCUGAGGUCUGCUCAGCUCUCCCUGAAAUUAGAUGUGUGUGGGGUGUCCGGCCUCCCGUGGGAGGGGGUGAGCUCUGGGACUUGUGCAGCCGCCCUGAGGCAAGAUGAAGAAGAGCACAGGGGUAGAGGAGAGGAAGGUGGCAGCAGCUAAGCAGGAAAUGCAGUUUUUUUGACUGAAGAGGUGUCCCAUAGCUGUGCUUUAGCUGUGCUUCUAGAACAACCCAUGCUCCGGUGGUGCCUGGGACCAACACCAUAGACAGUAACAAGAAACAUCAACGACGAGCCACUAGUUACUUUUUUUGCACUUGAACUUAAAUGUACUGUACUCACAUAAAUCCUCAUGACUUGUCUAAGUGUCCUUUUAAAUCAGAAAUGUAUUUAUUGUAUGUUUGUAUAACUCGGGGGGGGAGGUAAAGACUGAACAGGUGACAGGACAGAAGGAUGCUAAAAAUCAUCUUGAGGCAAACCAACCAUUUGUUGAGUUCCUGCUGUAUGGUGUUACCUCAGCUGCUACUGCAUAGCACCUGGAUUGUGAGGUGAAGAGCUUGCACACUGUGUUUACACUUCAGAAUCGUGUAUUUGAGAUGCCUGCUCUUUUUGGAAUUGUAUAGUCAGUCUGUGUUGCAAAAUGGACAUGUACACCUGGGUUUUGAUAUUUGUGAAACUGUAAAAACUGUGGUAAGAAAUAUAAAAUAUCCAUAAUGUACUUAAUAG
Messenger RNA from Calypte anna (Anna's hummingbird), 4897 nucleotides. It is a transcript of the gene MFSD6, whose product is annotated as major facilitator superfamily domain containing 6. The record is from RefSeq and is a predicted model, not a curated record. NCBI's taxonomy places the organism in Eukaryota, Metazoa, Chordata, Aves, Apodiformes, Trochilidae. Bases 527 to 2893 code for a protein of 788 amino acids. The transcript has 7 exons. Gene Ontology annotation, biological process: antigen processing and presentation of exogenous peptide antigen via MHC class I. Gene Ontology annotation, cellular component: plasma membrane.